Alnus glutinosa is the source of this 2493-nucleotide messenger RNA. Its product is annotated as pentatricopeptide repeat-containing protein At4g18520, chloroplastic. The record is from RefSeq and is a predicted model, not a curated record. Gene Ontology annotation, molecular function: protein binding; RNA binding. The transcript has a single exon. Lineage: Eukaryota; Viridiplantae; Streptophyta; Magnoliopsida; Fagales; Betulaceae. Gene Ontology annotation, biological process: RNA modification. The coding region runs from base 81 to 1943 and encodes 620 amino acids.
UCUGCCUAGCGGAGCUCGUCUUCUCAAACUGACUUUUUAUUUAAUUUUUCGCGGGAAUUCCAAGCAAAAAAAAUUAGGCGAUGCUCUCGGCAACUUUUCUCUUGUCACGGUUCUCUCCUUCUCUACCACCUUCACUUUUCUUUACCCAACCAUCCAAAUCUUCGACACAAAGGAAGAGCUCGAAGUCAAGGAAUAAUAGUCAUUACAGGAUCGCCACGGAUUUGCGUUGCUUUUGUAGCGAAGAUCCGAAUUCGACGUCCCAUUGUCAGAACCCAAGUUUUACCUCCGGCUCCCAAGAAAACCCAGAUGCGGAUUUUCCUGACAAUGAGUCGGAGAGCCAGUGGCUCAGUCCUGAACGCCUCGCGCUGUGGCUUCGGUCUUGUCGUAGUUUGAAGGAGGUCAGAAAGAUACAUGCGGUUGUUGUGAAAUUUUUGUGGGAUUCGGUCACGUACGUUGGCAAUAAUUUGAUAAGUUCUUAUUUGGGGUUCGGGAAGUUAGGUGAGGCCCGUAAGGUGUUCGAUAAAAUGCCGAAGAAGAAUGUGGUUACUUGGACCGCUGUGAUUAAUGGGUAUUUGGAUGUUGGUUUGGAAGAUGAGGCUUUGAGUUUGUUUGAGGAUUCUAUUGAAAAUGGGGUUCGAGCGAAUGAAAAGAUGUUUGUAUGUGUUUUGAAUUUAUGUAGUAGGAGAUUGGAUUUUGAGCUGGGGAGUCAAAUUCAUGCUUGUAUUGUGAAAGGUGGUUUGAGGAACUUGAUUGUGGAUAGUGCCAUUGUUUACCUCUAUGCACAAUGUGGGGCGCUGCAAAGUGCAUUUCGUGCAUUUGAUCAGAUGCCUGAGCGGGAUGUGGUUUGUUGGACAACUAUGAUUACUGCUUGUUCACAACAAGGGCAUGGACAGGAGGCCUUGUCGCUGUUCUCACAAAUGUUAAGUAACGGGUUCUCCCCUAAUGAGUUUACAGUAUGUGGUGUUCUGAAGGCCUGUGGAGAGGAGAAGGCAUUAAAAUUUGGGAGACAGUUACACGGUGCCGUAGUGAAGAAAAUGUAUAAGAAUGAUGUUUUUAUAGGGACUUCCCUUGUUGAUUUGUAUGCAAAAUGUGGGGAGAUGAUAGAUUCUAGAAAAGUAUUUAAUAGAAUGAGGAAUAGAAACACAGUUACAUGGACAUCAUUUAUAGCUGGAUAUGCUCGAUAUGGGCUUGGUGAGGAGGCCCUAAGACUCUUUAGAGUAAUGAAGAGACGAAAUAUAUAUGCAAACAACUUGACGAUUGUAAGUGUCCUCAGGGCUUGUGGCUCUAUUGAGGCUUCACUGUUGGGAAGAGAACUUCAUGCACAAAUAAUCAAGAAUUCUGUCGAAACCAAUAUAUACAUAGGAAGCACUCUAGUAUGGUUUUACUGUAAAUGUGCAGGGUACCUUCAUGCCUUCAAGGUCCUCCAACAGAUGCCUCUUAGGGAUGUUGUCUCAUGGACUGCCAUUAUUUCUGGUAGUGCACGACUUGGGCAUGAGUCUGAGGCUCUUGAGUUCAUGAAAGAAAUGAUGGAGGAAGGUGUGGAUCCUAACUCUUUUACUUAUUCAUCAGCUCUGAAAGCAUGUGCUAAUCUGGAAGCUAUCCUUCAAGGGAAAUCAAUUCAUUCCCAUGCAAACAAGACUCCUGCAUUGUAUAAUGUCUUUGUGGGCAGUGCAUUAAUUUAUAUGUAUGCGAAAUGCGGAUAUGUAUCAGAGGCGUUCCUAGUUUUUAACAGCAUGCCAGAACGGAAUUUGGUUUCUUGGAAGGCAAUGAUUCUGUGUUAUGCUAAAAAUGGGCUCUGCCAAGAGGCUUUGAAGCUCAUGUAUCGGAUGAAAGCUGAAGGUUUUGAGGUGGAUGAUUACAUCUUUGCAACAGUUCUUACUGAAUGUGGAGAUUUUGAGUGGGAUAUGGAUCCUUCAUCUGAGUAUUUCUUGCAGUCAAGUUAAUCCUUUGCAUAUAGGGAUUCUGAUGUCUUAACAAAUUUGAUUGCAAUCAUAUAUAUCCACUUAACAUAGAGCAGAUAUCUACCGAAGAGGGGAAACACAUAAACAUUGAAUUAAUAUAUGAAAAAAUGUAUUGGCAAGGAGUGAUCUGCCUGACUCCCUGUUUGAACCCUGCCAUCUUUGCUCUCGAGUAGGAAGGGGAGAAAGAAAAAUUGUUCAGUUCCAAUUCACUUCAUUCAUCCAGGUGAUUUCCCUGUGUCUUUUCUCGGGAACAAUGUAUUGUUACUUUCCUUCAGGAACGCUGAGCACCAAAGCUCGCAUCAGUAAGAAUGCAUUAUUGUAGACAUGUGCAGUGUAUUAGUUACGCAAAGCAAGAUUUGUCUUGGCAAGUAAAUUGCAAAGAGGUCCUCUAUGUAGGAAGAUCUUCCAAACUUUACGUGGCUUAUUGAAAUUUUUUCGUGGUUUAUAAACAGUGAAUCAGUGAUGAAUAUUUGUUCCUCUUCUUUCAAGGUAUAUUAUACAUUUGAAGGGUGCUAUGUGAAGCACAAGCCAA